UGUCCCGUUUACUCAACAGAAAAUAAGUGCUUUUCCUACAUCGUAGGUUUUUCCCCGAUCGAGAACAGGGCGUUUGCAAAGAAAAUUCGGUGACAAUAAAGAGACACAGAGAAACACGUGAAUCAGGAAAAACCACAACAGCUACAGCUGAAAAUAAAAAUAAAGAAUUUCUGCUUGUGAAAAUUUUCAAUGAAUGAAUGAAUCUGUUCCGAAAAUAUUUGGUCUUCUUCCCGGUAUAAAAAUCAAAAAACACAGGCACACACAACCGUACCCCACACACACAGAGACCAAGGGGAUAUCGUACAUGUGAAUAAUAUAUACAUACGUAACAUAUGUCUGUAGCUAUAUCUGUGUGAGCUAUACUCGAUAUGCAAGCAAUUCUGGCAAAGUAUGAAAAUCUGAAAACUUAUUAAUAAAAGCCAUCCACAACAUUUGAAAAGACAUCAUUUGCGGAACGGUCGUCAAAGUGAAAAGAUAUUAAUCUCUUAAAGAAAACCAAAAAAGAAAGGAAAAGAAAAAUAACAAAAAUACCUAAAAAAGAACAAAAAGUAGAAGCAAACAUUCAAAUAACAUAAAGACAAUAAAUCUAUUUUUCGUGAGACAAUAAAACGCUCCUAAAAGAAACUGAAAACGAAAUAGGUACCUACCUACCUACCAAUCACAUUUAGGAAAGUGCUGUGUUACCAACAAAGAAAGCAUCCAACCUGCGCACAGCCAGAGCUCCCAUUGACUGUCGACGACAUCGGUUUAAGUGAUAUAAUUUUUCGGUGCUUUUCUAAGUCGCGCGCACAGCGCCAGCCAACCGCACCAAAAUAGAAAUAGAAACCGAGCGACCGACCGGCCAACCUACCGACAGCAGCGGGCAUCAUUGUGAUUGUUGCUGGCAGAGUACAAUUAUAACGGUUUUAAUUUCUUUGCCCAUUAACGACGACUCUAUUCGACAGUCGCCAGCGAGUGUCUGCAGCAAGUUACAUUUAACCGUGAGCGAUUUAACGCACAAGCGCCCCUUACUUGUGUCGCAUAGUGAAGAGCUGUUCCGAAGAGUCUAGUGUGCGUGUCGUAUCUGACAGCUUGUCGUCAUUCUUGAGACUAAGUUGCAUUUAUUACAAAAAAAAAAAAAAAAAAACGAAAAAACAAAUAAAAACACUAGCAACAAAAACAUUGUAAAGACACACAAACCAACUAUUACACAAAGAUUUCCGAAGUAGUCUUUUGUCAAUUUCUGGUGGUGAUUUUCUAAAGCAGAGAUCUUAACAAUGGCGGACUUAUCACACGAAUUGGGUGCAUUGCGUUUUGUUAUGGACUCGCCGCUCUCCUCAAAAGUAGCCAUGUUUAAUAAUCAGGUCAAUCAACACAAGCAAUCGCAGCUGUUAAACCCCUUCUCUCAGACGGAUGGCCGUUCUUCACCAAAGCCCACCUUUUCCAAGGAUGAGUACGGCAAACCCCUGGCAGGUAGUUUAACCGAAAUGAGAGGACAGAAGGCCAACAUCCACGUAUUAAAGGAAAUGUUGGAGCUUUGUCAAAUUAUUGAUUCGGAGGGCUACAAUGUUAAGGAUGAACCAAGUAUGCGGGUUAUACCCUUCGGAGAGCUAUUCAAUAUUUACAACUACAUAUCCGACAAAGUUGUGGGAAUUCUGCUCAGAGCCCGAAAACACAAACUGGUCGAAUUCGAGGGUGAAAUGCUUUUCCAAAGACGUGACGAUGAUGUUCCGAUUUUCCUGUUGAAACCCAUUGCUGAGAUACGUCGUGAAUUGAAUGACAAAAUUGAAAGUAUUAAACGAUCGGGUAGUCCAGCUCCCCAAGCCACAUCGGUGUUGUUGGAUAAGAAAGCUCAUGGCCUAGAUGUUCCCAGAGGUGCUACGCCCGUAUCACGUACGCCAACUCCCCAGUCUUCGAAGGCUGCAUCGCCUGUGCGUGAACCCAAAAAGACAAACAAUACGGCUCCUGCUGCUGCGCCAUUGGAAGUACCAAAAAUCCAACUAAGCGGUGAACCAGAGGCAAAAGAGGUAUCCAGUCCAGAACCACAUCCGCCACAGAAUAAUAACAAUAACACCGAAACCCAACAACAAACUCAAGUUCCUGUCACUCAAGCGGAUGCUCCCACUCAGGCAGAGGUUCCUGCAGCACAGACUGAAACAGCAUCACUUCCAGCCCAAGAAACCGAACAGCACCCAACAGAGGAGUCGGCAAACAAAAGUGACGUGAACAAUAACCCAGCCGAUCUGCCAGUCGUCGAAGUCAUUGAAGCUACUGCAAUCCAUGUCCGAUCGACAAACAACGAAAAUGCCCCUCCAGCCAGCAACGCUGAAACUGUGACGACGCCGGCGGCUUAAAGUCAGCAACACUAGUGUAUUCCCCCCCUCAUCUGAAUAGCCUAUCGAAAAGUACAUUAGCUCCUAGGUAAACUAACUUUGCAUGUAAUGCUCGCACGCAAACCAGGCGAAGAGGCCGCAGAACGGUUGUAUACUUCGCGGGUCCGCAGGGUGCAGUAUUUAAGACAGGUGUAAAUAGCUAAUGAGUAGCAACGUAGCUGUAUUAAUAAUAAGUUUGUAACCCCUAACCCUCCAUCUGUUCCCUCCGUAGUAGAUAAUCGCCUCAUAUCAUGUUCCAUUAAGCUCAGAUAUAAAAAAUAUGUUUAAUACAUACAUUCAUCAUAGUUAUAUAACGGAUAUUUAUUUAUAUACUUCAAUAGUGAUAUCGAAAUUAAUAAAAUGUAAACGUGUAAAGAAACAAGUAAGAA
Molecule: messenger RNA, 2740 nt
Organism: Musca domestica (house fly)
Lineage: Eukaryota; Metazoa; Arthropoda; Insecta; Diptera; Muscidae
Exons: 4
Coding region: 1257-2333 (358 amino acids)
Biological process (GO): positive regulation of Rho protein signal transduction
Molecular function (GO): actin binding
Source: RefSeq, a predicted model, not a curated record